GUUUAUGAAUACGCGGAUGGGGAGGGAUGUGGGACAUUUAUGACUUACUCUGUCUCCUGCAAAGUGUUUGUGUCGGUGUGUCGUACCUGUUUCGUGUGGAAUUCCGCUUUCGAGGGGCUUAAACACAAAACCUGAGGCUGGAGGUGAUGUGACAGAGGAGAGGCUCACAAACUUGAGGAAGACAUGAGGAUUGUGGGACUGUGGAGGAGAACCGGCAGGAGAACCCAGACCCCAUGUCCUGAGGGGUCCUGUCUGAUAAUGCAGCUCCUACUGGUGCUGCCUGUCUGCUCUGCUUUCCGGCCCGAGACCGUCCCCAGGCUGCAGCUCCGCUACGCAGACCUGCAGUCCAGCAACAGCACGGCGGUGUUCUGGGGCAAUGAAGUGAACGGCGGGUAUCAGUCGCUGCUGCUGGAUGAGGACCGAGGCUGGCUUCUCGUCGGGGGUCGCGACCGCGUCUACAUGCUGCGCUGCGACGAUCUCCUCCGGCCCGCACGUGAGAUUUAUUGGCCUGCUCCGAGGGAACACAUUGAACAUUGCACAUUGGCAGGGAAGAGCGCAGAGGUGGACUGCAUGAAUCACAUCAGGCUGCUGCAGACCUUUAAUAAAACCCAUGUGUAUGUGUGCGGAACCGGGGCGUACCACCCGAUGUGUGCCUACAUCGACCUGGGCCAUAGUACCGAGGAGCCCUUGUUCCAACUGCUGUACCAUACAGUGGAAUCUGGGCGUGGGAAGUGCCCAUACAGCCCGCAGGAGCCCUUCACGGCCAAGCUCUCCGAUGGAAACCUGUAUGCCGGCACAUCUGUAGACUUCAUGGGCACCAACGCCGCCAUCUUUCGUACAUCUGUGUACGGCAGCAACCAGCACUACAUCCGCACUGAGGCCUACCAGGACCACUGGCUUAAUGAGCCACAGUUUGUGGGCUCCUUCUCCAUCCCAGACACACACAGUCAGGACGAUGACAAGAUCUACUUCUUCUUCAAGGAGACAGCGGUGGAGUCAAACCAAUGGGACAGACACAUCUACAGCCGGGUGGCCAGGGUGUGCAAGAAUGACAUCGGGGGGAAGAGAAGCCUGAUUAAUCGCUGGACUACCUUCCUGAAGGCCAGGCUGGUGUGCUCAGUGCCAGGGCUGGAGGGCUUGGACACGCACUUUGAUGAGCUGGAGGACAUCUUUGUUCUAGAAACAAAAGACUCCCAGAACCCAGUCAUCUACGGAGUCUUCACCACUUCCAGCUCCGUGUUCAGGGGCUCGGCCGUCUGUGUCUACUCCAUGGCGUCCAUCCGGGCUGCCUUCAGUGGGCCCUUCUCCCACAAAGAAGGGCCCAAUUACCGCUGGAUGGAGUACAAAGAGCGAGUGCCUUACCCACGGCCUGGAACGUGUCCCAGUGAAACCUACGACCCGCUCCACAAGUCCACCCGCGACUACCCGGACGAAGUGGUCAGCUUCAUGAGGGGACACCAGCUCAUGUGGGAACCUGUGCUACCCAUCAACAGAAGACCCGUGUUUAUGAGAGUGAGCGCCCCCUACAGGCUGCAGAAAAUAGUGGUAGACCGGGUUGAUGCAGAGGAUGGCCAAUACGACGUACUUUACUUGGGCACAGACAACAGCAAGCUUCUGAAAGUGAUUUCCAUCUUGAAGGAGAACUGGGAGACGGAGGAGGUCGUCCUGGAGGAGCUGACGGUGUUUCCGAAGCCCACACCGAUCCUGAACAUGGAGCUGUCAACUAAAAGGCAGCUCCUGUACGUGAGCAGUGAUGUGGGCGUGGUCCAGCUCCCCCUGCAGCGCUGUCAACUCUACGGCCAGGCCUGUGCUGACUGCUGCCUGGCCAGAGACCCCUACUGCGCUUGGGAUGGCGCCACCUGCAACAGCUACUUCCCGAGUAACAAGAGACGUGCUCGUCGACAGGACGUCAGGCACGGGGACCCGCUGAGUCAGUGUCACGACUUGGGAGAUGGUCUAGGGGUGGUGGAGGAAAAGGUCAUCUAUGGGGUGGAGGGUAACGCCACCUUCUUGGAGUGCGUGCCUAGGUCCCAGCAGACAGCGAUCAGAUGGAGGGUACAGUUUCCUUUAGCCCAAACCAGCAGUGAUCUUCUGCAGAGCGAUGAGCGAAUCGGGCACAUGAAGCGCGGCAUCCUCCUUCAGCGCUUAGAGCCGGGAGACUCGGGCCUCUACACCUGCCUGGCCCAGGAGCACUCCUUCACCAGCACACUGGCCCGCUACAACCUGCGCGUCAUAUCCCAGCAGCAAGUCGCGGCUGGCAGCGUUUCGGCCGCAGAGAGGCUUGGGGAGCCGGUGGCUGGCGCUGACGAUGCAGAUGCUCCGGGGAACGGUGCCGGGAUCCAUGUCUCGCACGGACAUCAGAUCACCAAGAGCUACAAGGAUUUACACCACAUGGGCAUGAGUGCGGACGAGUACUGCGAACAGAUGUGGUACCGUGAGAAGCGGCGGCAGCAGAAGCUCCGCAAUCUGAAGUGGAAGCAGGACGGUAAAAAGGCCAGAGUGCGACGGCAGGACCCCCCACAGCCCUCACCGUGACAACGCACUGCAACGCUGGGAUAAAUUUUAACUGAUUCUUUUUGCACAUCACCCGACAUGAGUGAUUUGACUACAUGCUUUUUAUACAAACCAUCCUCCGCAAACGGCUGGAAACCUUCUCUAACCUCAGCAUUCAGCAUAAAGGGAAUCCCUUUAUAUUCAGCGCUUGCUUAAUCCUAAAAUGUUGAUUCUCCCUUGCGGAGAUCAAUGUCUUCUGUCAAUGAACAGCUUUAAGCGAAUCUGUAUGUAUAACUGAAAAACUGCGUUUUUCUCAUUGAACGUAAAAAAUGUAGGCUACGCUUUGACAAAGCGUCUCAUGCUGCAAUAAAUUACAAAGCACUACUGUAACAGCGCACUUAUUCUUGCCAUAGGCAAGAGUUGUGUGUUCUUUUCGGAGGCUUCAGAUUGGCCUGUUUAGAAUCAGGAAUAUCUGAAGGUUAAGCCAUCGAAAAAGUCAAAAAGAUAUGUUCAUUCCACUUUAGCAACAUUUAAUGCAGAAACUUUAGAUUCAGAUUGCUGACAGGUGCUGUGGUAUCUAUGAAAAAUGUUUGUUCUCCGUACCGGAAAGUGAGAGUAAACGGCUUUGAUUUGCCUGCAGGUAAUUAACCAUGUACAUUGUUUUCGACGUGCAGUACAGAAUACAUAAUCUUCCCCUGUAUUUCCAUGUUGAAUAAAAAUUUUAUGCGAAAGAUAAAAGCAUGAGUAGAUUAUAAAUGUUCUUAGAUUAGAAUUCGUGUAGCGCAUUAAUUUAGACAGAGGCAAUACUUUUAAGAAGAUAUGAACAUCUGUGGUAGAAUGUACUAGAAACUAUUUACAGAUAUGGAAAAGGUAAAACAUUGCUUUUCCCACAUACAUAUCAAGCUAUUUAUUGCUGCCCUAGAGUAUUUUCAAAAACUAUGCUAGCUCAAGUGGCCAAUUUUUAAUGCGAACAAAGAGAGUAUAUCUGUACUGAAUGCAGUUCCACUCAAGACCACCCUCAAGGAAGCUAAUGUAAAUGAUGACGAAGAUGGGUCAUGUGAUCUUACACUUAUUUAGUAAGGAUGUAUGUGCCCCUGUUAGUGAACAGUAUAAUUCUAUUUCGCAACAGCUGCUUCUGAGUUCAAACUGAGUACUCUGUGUAAUGUAAAAAUGGGUUGAGUAGACGUAUGUUCAUCCAUUGAGAUGGCAUUUCAAGGGCAUUUAUGUGUGAUGCACAUAUUUACUCAUAAUCAGAAAUCAAAACAUUUUAUAGAGGUGUCAUUAAGCACUUGAUAUAAAUGUAUAUUUAUGUGUGUUUAAGCCUUAUUCUAACAAUACCGUUUUUGGAACAUGACAGUUUUUUUAUUUUAACGGAAGUUAGUAGUGUUAAUUAUAGAAUUGCUUGUGAUGUUCAUAUUUUUUACACAAAUUAACUGAGGUUGUUUUGAACAAAUGUUUUUAUUUUGUUACGUUAGUAUUAAAAAACAACAUGUAAACUUGAAUUAUACUACUGUGAGUUGGUGCUGUUAAAGUAUAAGGGCUUCAAACUGCAUGAUCGAUACAGUAUCAACGCGAUUAGUAGGCGCAUCUUAUAUUUACUAUAUUUAAUUAACAUUUCUGUGUAUGCAUACCAUUUUUGAACACCGUCAGAUUCUAUGUCAACACUAAAAAAAUUGAACUGCCCAUUGUACCUGUCCGAAUGACAUAUUCAGUUUAGGUGUUUUUCAACAAUAAAUAUUUUUUACAUAAAAAUAA
This is a messenger RNA of Brienomyrus brachyistius, 4248 nucleotides long. RefSeq names its product semaphorin-3D. Bases 184 to 2535 code for a protein of 783 amino acids. Gene Ontology annotation, biological process: positive regulation of cell migration; negative chemotaxis; semaphorin-plexin signaling pathway. Lineage: Eukaryota; Metazoa; Chordata; Actinopteri; Osteoglossiformes; Mormyridae. The transcript is spliced from 18 exons. The record is from RefSeq and is a predicted model, not a curated record. Gene Ontology annotation, molecular function: semaphorin receptor binding; chemorepellent activity.